Messenger RNA from Cladocopium goreaui, 1798 nucleotides. The record is from the annotation of a GenBank genome assembly. NCBI's taxonomy places the organism in Eukaryota, Dinophyceae, Suessiales, Symbiodiniaceae.
ACAUUUCCCCCACCUUGGACGGAAGCGCCAUGGCGUUGCCACGGCUGCUGGCAUUGCUGAUGGCGAGCUCCUGCCACUGCCUGGAGAUGUGCUGCCGAGCCUUCCAGAAGGGCGCCGAGCUCCGUGAAGCACUCCGUCGCUGGCGACGGCCGUCCGAAAGGCCUAAACUGAUCUCCAUCUCAGGACGAGCUCCAGGCAGAAACAAUCUGAUGUGCGAACGUUGCGGAGUGGGGCUAUACGCACCACCAGCUCGAAGCUUCUGCCAGGAAUGCCCUGAAGGUUCAACUCCUUCCGCAGACCGAACCACGUGUGAAGAUUGUCCGAUGAUGCACUACUCUGUCAGUGGCAUGGACGAGCGCUUGCCCUGCAACUUGCCGUUGGCUGUGGUGGACAACCGCUGCGUAUGGUGGCACUUGCCACUCUUGGCGCUUGGCUUAGGAGCCUUGGGAGUUUGUAGUGGCUUGGUCUUUUUCUGGAUUCACUCCCGAAAAGCUAAGACUAAGAAUAUCGAACGAAUCCUGGAGGAAGUCUACAUGGAACUCUGGGAUGAACAACCAAACACGCUCGACGCAUACUCGAAGAAGUUGUAUGGUCUGGGUCUUCGGAAAGUCAAUUUCGAUCAACAUAUUUCAGGUAUGCGUGCCUUACAGAGUCAAAGAGCCGGGGUGAGCAUCGGAUAUUUGCUUUCUGCUGACUUUGCUCAACUUGCCAUACAGCGCACUGGCAAGGAUGAUCCGACCUUCACCGACAUGAAAACCUGUUUUUGGCUCUCAGAGGAUCCCAUCGGAGAAGACAUCAUUUGCCCUCGGGACGGUAGACCUGGGUGUGCGUUGGUUGAUUGGAUACCACGGCGUGAACGCCGAGAACAAACUCAUUUUAUGAGUUGGACUUGGAAAUACAGCCUGCAACAGGUGCGGAGCGCUUUGGGAACAUUUCAGGAAAACCUGGUUGGCCCCUGUUACUUCUUCAUGUGUUUUUUUGCCAACAACCAGUACAGAAUCCUGGUUGAAGAGAGCAGCAGUGGCAGCGACAAUCUGGAAGAGGUGUUCGAAACAAAUCUGAAGAGGAUUGGAAGAAUGGUUGCGAUUCUGGACACUUGGGAUCAACCCACAUAUUUGACUCGUGUGUGGACUGUCUAUGAGCAAUUUGUGGCUUCCACGAUUCAGAUUGAAGCGACGGUUGGAAGAUGUUGGAAUCAUCCCAGUUUUCCGAAACUCGGAUCAUUUGCAGCUUUUUGGAAGGUGGAGUUUAUCAUGCCAAAGGAUGCAUCAGAUCAUAUGCAGCGGCAGAUCGCACAGGGCUCCGACGGCAUCGAUGAGGUCAUCGAAGCUAUCAGUCAGGUCGACUCGGAAGAAGCCAAAGCUUGGAGUAUUCAGGAUGAGAUCAAAGUGAAGUCCCUGAUCCAGGACAGCGUUGGCUUCGAUCAUGUGGACGCCCACGUGACGAAUGUCAUGAUCGGUUGGAUCGGGGGAGUUGUGAGGCAGACAUGCCGAGAGCUGCUGGAUAGGGCGCGUUACGAGAAGGUCUUGAAGAAAAGAGAUCGCCGUCAGGCUGCUGGUGACCAGCGCAGAAAGCGGAUGUCUCUGUGAUGGUCAGGUAUCGAGCCGCACCAGCGAUUUAUUUCGCUGGCGAAGUUUUUUCCAGGCAUCUACUUCAGGUACCCAACAAACUGCCAAUUUUGAGCGCUGCCACACGUGCAGCAGACUUCAUUGGCCACCAAGAUGUCAAUCAAUUUGAGAAUGGCAUGCAGUACAGAUGGCUUCAUCGGAUCAGUUGUAGCUGUUGAUCGGUUCCACCC